GGGCCUGGCCGAGCACUUCCGCACGUCCAGCCCGCCCAAGGUGCGGCUCUGCGUGCACUGCCUGCAGGCCGUGCUGCCCCGCAAGCCCCCCGCCAGAAUGGAGGCCCGCACGCACCUCCAGCUCGGCUCCGUCCUCUACCACCACACCCGCAACGGCGACCAGGCCCGCGGGCACCUGGAGAAGGCGUGGCUGAUAUCCCAGCAGAUCCCCCAGUUUGAAGAUGUGAAGUUCGAGGCAGCCAGUUUGCUGUCGGAGCUCUACUGCCAGGAGAAUUCCGUGGACACGGCGAAGCCCCUGCUGCGAAAAGCCAUCCAGAUCUCCCAGCAGACUCCCUACUGGCACUGCCGCCUGCUCUUCCAGCUGGCACAACUCCACACCCUGGAGAAGGACUUGGUGUCUGCCUGUGACCUGCUGGGGGUGGGAGCAGAGUAUGCCAGGGUGGUGGGCUCCGAGUACACCAGAGCGUUGUUCCUGCUCAGCAAGGGGAUGCUGCUCCUGAUGGAGCGGAAGCUGCAGGAGGUUCACCCUCUGCUGACCCUGUGCGGGCAGAUCGUGGAGAACUGGCAGGGGAACCCCAUCCAGAAGGAAUCCCUGCGGGUGUUCUUCCUGGUCCUGCAGGUCACACACUACCUGGAUGCUGGGCAGGUGAAGAGUGUGAAGCCCUGCCUGAAGCAGCUCCAGCAGUGCAUCCAGACCAUCUCCACGCUCCACGACGACGAGAUCCUGCCCAGCAACCCCGCUGACCUCUUCCACUGGCUGCCCAAGGAGCACAUGUGUGUGCUGGUCUACCUGGUGACAGUGAUGCAUUCCAUGCAGGCAGGGUACCUGGAGAAGGCCCAGAAGUACACAGACAAAGCCCUCAUGCAGCUGGAGAAGCUAAAAAUGCUGGACUGCAGCCCCAUCCUGUCCUCAUUCCAAGUGAUUUUGUUGGAACACAUCAUCAUGUGCCGGCUGGUCACGGGACACAAAGCCACAGCCCUGCAGGAGAUCUCCCAGGUGUGCCAGCUGUGCCAGCAGUCACCCAGGCUCUUCUCCAACCACGCUGCCCAGCUCCACACGCUCCUGGGCCUCUACUGCAUCUCUGUUAACUGCAUGGACAACGCAGAAGCACAAUUCACUACAGCACUGAGGCUCACGACGCAUCAGGAGCUCUGGGCAUUUAUUGUCACCAACUUGGCCAGCGUGUACAUCCGGGAGGGCAACAGGCACCAGGAGCUCUACAGCCUAUUGGAAAGGAUAAAUCCAGACCACAAUUUCCCCGUGAGCUCCCACUGUCUCCGAGCUGCAGCUUUUUACAUCCGAGGGCUCUUCUCCUUCUUCCAGGGAAGAUACAACGAGGCAAAGCGGUUCCUGAGGGAGACCCUGAAGAUGUCCAAUGCAGAGGAUCUGAACCGGCUCACAGCCUGUUCCCUGGUGCUGCUGGGGCACAUCUUCUACGUGCUGGGCAACCACAGGGAAAGCAACAACAUGGUGGUCCCAGCCAUGCAGUUGGCCAGCAAGAUCCCAGACAUGUCUGUGCAGCUCUGGUCCUCAGCCCUGCUCAGAGACCUCAACAAGGCCUGUGGGAAUGCCAUGGAUGCUCACGAGGCAGCUCAGAUGCACCAGAACUUCUCCCAGCAGCUGCUCCAGGACCACAUCGAGGCCUGCAGCCUCCCUGAGCACAACCUGAUCACGUGGACAGAUGGACCCCCCCCCGUGCAGUUCCAGGCCCAGAACGGCCCCACCACCAGCCUGGCCAGCCUCCUGUGAACCACAGUAACUAUUCAGGACAAACCUCCACCAAACAAAGCCAAAAAACAAACAAACAAAAAAAAA
This is a messenger RNA of Chiroxiphia lanceolata (lance-tailed manakin), 1816 nucleotides long. It is a transcript of the gene MAU2, whose product is annotated as MAU2 sister chromatid cohesion factor. The record is from RefSeq and is a predicted model, not a curated record. Bases 98 to 1750 code for a protein of 550 amino acids. Lineage: Eukaryota; Metazoa; Chordata; Aves; Passeriformes; Pipridae. Gene Ontology annotation, molecular function: protein binding; double-stranded DNA binding. Gene Ontology annotation, biological process: maintenance of mitotic sister chromatid cohesion; mitotic sister chromatid cohesion. Gene Ontology annotation, cellular component: chromatin; SMC loading complex. The transcript has 19 exons.